UUUCAGCCAAAUUUUAAAUAUGGCGCGGUGCCCAAAGUAGUCGUGGGUGUGAUAAUAGGAUAUUUCGUAGGAAAAUUUAGUUACCAGCAAAAGUGCGCGGAAAAGCUAAUGCGGUUACCUAAUUCAAAACUGGGAGAACUGUUAAGCCAACGUCAACGUGAUGGAAGCGUUAUUAGUAGGCUUAAUCCAGAUCAAGGUAUUGGUAUAGGACUAACAUUAUCACCAUUUAAUUCAACUGGAACAAGUGACGAACAAAUCCAAGAACUCCCUCGUGCUAGUGCCCUCAAUUUAGAUUUGGAAAACCGUCCUUCAAUUACUGGCCUUGACGACAUUUAUCGCCCCUCAUUAGAUAAUACACCUUUCUACGAAACGCAAUUGCCUAUCAAAGCUAAACAAAGCAUAAGUUAAGAAGAGUUACGAAAAAAAAAUCGGGAAGAAUAUGAGAAAAAGCACGACACAUUUUCCCGGCCUCUGCCCGAAAAUGCACCAAUAGUUAUUCGGGAGAAUGAAGCCAUUAAAACGACUUUUGGAGCCGAUUCUAGUCACAAAAAUAAAUAUGGAGAUACAUGGACGGAUUAGUUAUAUUUGUCUGCUAAAAAAGUAUUUUUUUUUUUUAUUAAAGUGUUAAUGCUGAUAUAUAUAUAUACAUAUGUAUACUGGAUAAUUGUUAAA
This is a messenger RNA of Bactrocera latifrons, 672 nucleotides long. Its product is annotated as OCIA domain-containing protein 1-like. The annotation marks the transcript as partial. The record is from RefSeq and is a predicted model, not a curated record. NCBI's taxonomy places the organism in Eukaryota, Metazoa, Arthropoda, Insecta, Diptera, Tephritidae. The transcript is spliced from 2 exons. Gene Ontology annotation, cellular component: endosome.